AUGAACAGGAAUGGUAGAAGUUUUAAAAUGUUGGCGAUGGUUUCCUUGAAUCGUCAACAAAGGAAGAAAAUCUUAAAUCUCAGACAAAAUUAUAACAAGAAACGCUUCAAAAAAGAAGACGAUGCUGAUUAUAUGCGGUCUGAUGUCUCUGAUGAAGAUUCUCUAGAGGAAAUAAUGAAUAAUGAUACGGAAGGCAAUAUUAAUUUAACAGAUAUGGAAGACAUGGACAAUUCGCAUGAUGUGCCAGAGCCAAAUGUAUCUUUAACUAAUUUAGUCGAGGAUGUGAAUAUAACUGAAAGUCUUGAUGCUGAAAAUUCAACAAACCAGGAGAAAAGAAUAAACAUAAUUUCCAAUAUUAUUGUGAAAAAUGCAGAAGGUUCUUCGUCUAAUGACAAUUAUUCGGACAUAGACAAUAUCAUAGCUAAUGAGGGAGAUGUUACAACGUUCAUAUACGACAUUUUAACAAAAAACGACCGAUUUGUUAGGCAUGUAUUGAACAAGUCAAAAAAUGCUGGCCUUACUCCGAACCCAAACAAACGAGGUAAAAAGGAGAAGGUGAAAAUUGAUAGAGAUAUAAUUAUAAACCAUAUCGAGUCAUUCCAGCCGACUAUCGCACAUUAUAGAAGGGAGCAUGCCCCCCCAAGAGAAGAUACUUACCGAGUGAUAUUACCAUUCAGCAAAUGCAUGACAAUUUUAAGACUAAAUAUCCACAUAGCCAGCGUUCAUACUAUCUGUACAGAGAAGUAG
Messenger RNA from Psylliodes chrysocephalus, 747 nucleotides. The record is from the annotation of a GenBank genome assembly. NCBI's taxonomy places the organism in Eukaryota, Metazoa, Arthropoda, Insecta, Coleoptera, Chrysomelidae.